UAGCCUACCCUCGGCUCGCCUCCCAUACAUUGUGAGCGUUCAAAUCCUGUCAUUCACAGUAUUUCGUACUUCCUUUUCCCACAUCGCUGUUCAUUUUCCCCGCCUCCAUUCUCUCUGGUUUGCCUUCCUCUGACGAAGCUAGCCCGGGAGCAAGGAGCGGAAAAAGGUCGUACGGUGCCUCAAACUUCGUGGUAACUGGUUAUAGUCCCACAUUUUUCGGAUAUUGAGCGAGCGGUUGAAUUUCGUGGGGUUUGAACUUGAAGAGGUACGAUGGCGGAUAACGAAGUGAAGAGCGAAACUGUGGCAGAUUCUCCUACCUCUGUGCUCGAGGACGAGAAUUGCAAGGAGAACAUUAAUGUUGAAUCAGAGGUAUGUAAAGAAAAGAAUCUUAAGGAAGAGCCGCUGAUGGAAGAGGAGGAGACAGCAGAUGAGCCAAAGGAAGAACCUCAUUUGAGUGAUAUUCAGUUCCGUAAACUGGAUGAACUUUUAACACAGACUCAACUUUUCUCGGAGUUUCUGCUAGAAAAGAUGGAUGAUAUUACAAAGAGUCGGUUGGAGGAUGACACGAAACCCACUACAGGAGGCAAGAAAGGUAGAGGUUCCAAACGAAAGGCCGGUUCAAGUUACAAUGAUAGGAAAGCCAAAAGAGCUGUUGCAGCCAUGCUCACCAGAUCCAAAGACGGUGAUUCUGUAGAAGAUUCUGCUCUUACAGCUGAAGAGAAAGAUGAGAAAGAGCAAGCUGAACUGGUACCCUUGUUGACUGGUGGGAAGUUGAAGUCAUACCAAAUUAAAGGUGUAAAAUGGAUGAUCUCGUUGUGGCAGAAUGGACUGAAUGGAAUUCUUGCUGAUCAAAUGGGUCUUGGAAAAACAAUUCAAACCAUUGCAUUCCUUGCCCAUCUAAAAGGAAAUGGAUUGCAUGGUCCUUAUUUGAUUAUUGCGCCACUUUCCACACUAUCAAAUUGGGUGAAUGAAAUACGCAGGUUUGUGCCAUCUAUGGAUGUUGUCUUAUACCAUGGAGAUAAGACAGAAAGGGAAGAAAUUAUAAGAAAGCACAUGCCUCGGACUAUAGGUCCUAAGUUCCCAAUUGUCCUUACUUCUUAUGAAGUGGCUCUAAGGGAUGCAAAACGAACAUUGAGGCACUACAGCUGGAAGUACUUGGUAGUUGAUGAGGGACACAGGUUAAAGAACUCUAAAUGUAAAUUGGUGAAAGAACUGAAAUUCAUACCGGUGGAGAACAAGCUUCUCUUGACUGGAACACCUCUGCAAAACAACUUAGCGGAGCUAUGGUCGUUGCUGAAUUUCAUUCUUCCUGAUAUAUUUUCCUCUCAUGAAGAGUUCGAAUCAUGGUUCAACUUUUCAGGAAGGUCCACUAGUGAAGACCUAAAGGAAGAAAUAGAAGAGAAAAGAAAGGCGCAGGUUGUGGCCAAACUCCAUGCUAUUUUGCGUCCAUUUCUUUUACGUAGAAUGAAAGAAGAUGUGGAACAGUUGCUUCCUCGGAAGAAAGAGAUUAUUCUCUAUGCUACAAUGACUACCUGCCAAAAAGAUUUCCAGGAUCAUCUCAUUAAUAGAACAUUGGAAGGUCACCUCAGAGAGAAGACACAGUUUGCCUAUGGCAUGAAAGGGAAGCUCAAUAAUUUGAUGAUUCAGCUUAGAAAGAACUGCAACCAUCCUGACUUGUUGGAGUCUGUAUUUGAUGGUUCCUAUACUUAUCCUCCUGUAGAACAGAUAGUGGAGCAGUGUGGCAAGUUUCGGCUCUUGGACAGAUUAUUGUCCAAAUUAUUUGCCCUCAAGCACAAAGUUUUGAUAUUUUCUCAAUGGUGUAAGAUCUUGGACAUAAUGGAUUACUAUUUCAGCGAAAAAGGUUUUGAAGUCUGCAGAAUUGAUGGCAAUGUUAAAUUGGAAGAUCGAAGGAGACAAAUUGAGGAAUUCAAUGACGUGGACAGUAAUGUUCGAAUCUUUCUCCUAAGCACCAGGGCAGGAGGUCUGGGUAUUAAUCUCACUGCAGCGGAUACCUGCAUUUUAUACGACAGUGAUUGGAAUCCCCAGAUGGAUUUACAGGCAAUGGAUCGAUGCCACAGAAUCGGUCAAACAAAACCUGUUCAUGUAUAUCGACUGGCCACUGCUCAAUCUAUUGAGGGUCGAAUUCUGAGAAGAGCUUUUAGCAAGUUGAAGUUGGAACACGUGGUGAUUGGGAAGGGACAGUUCAAGCAGGAAAGAUCCAAGUCUGAUGGAACAGAUGUCAUGACUGAAGAGGAACUGCUGGCUCUUCUUCAAGACGAUAAAGAUGAAGAGGAUAAAUGGAUUCAGACAGACAUUAGCGAUGAAGAUCUAGACAAAGUUCUUGACCGUAGCGAUCUGGUUAAUCUAACAGAAGACCAGAAGGCAGCCAAGACGAAACCAAAUGUUGUUCCUCAAAAGGGACCUGGUUGGGAGGUGGUGAUCCCGACUGCAACCGGAGGAAUGCUGUCCACUCUAAACAGCUAAUAUGUCUGGUUCUUGCAAUGCUGCGCUCGACUCAACCCGACUCCCUGCCUUAUAGAUGAAGGUCAAAUUGUUUUGUAAUCUUUGCCCCCAACAUUUUCCCUCUCAAUUUUCAUUAAUACCUUGGGAGCAAUGCAUCAAACUCUACCUCAGCAGAUGCUGGAAUUUCGUAAUAGGUAGCUUGAAGUUGAUCGAUGAUGCGACGGCGAGCCGGAAGUCAUUUUGAAACCGCCGGUUCUUGUAGUUGAUCAAACUGUUUUGAUGAUGGAAACCCAGUUUGCAAUGCUGUUUUGAGUUCUUGAUCUGAUGAGUUCAUGCUACGUUCGAAUAUGUUGGUUUUGUUUUAUAAAACAGGUAGUAACGAAAAAUAGUAAAUUAGAAUAGCCUUGCAUUGGGAGUUUCAUUUAUUUGGAAA
Andrographis paniculata is the source of this 2896-nucleotide messenger RNA. Its product is annotated as ATP-dependent DNA helicase DDM1. Lineage: Eukaryota; Viridiplantae; Streptophyta; Magnoliopsida; Lamiales; Acanthaceae. Gene Ontology annotation, molecular function: ATP binding; DNA binding; ATP-dependent chromatin remodeler activity. The record is from RefSeq and is a predicted model, not a curated record. The transcript has 16 exons. Gene Ontology annotation, cellular component: nucleus. Bases 271 to 2484 code for a protein of 737 amino acids.